Molecule: messenger RNA, 7316 nt
Organism: Lineus longissimus
Lineage: Eukaryota; Metazoa; Nemertea; Pilidiophora; Heteronemertea; Lineidae
Exons: 5
Coding region: 15-5450 (1811 amino acids)
Biological process (GO): regulation of transcription by RNA polymerase II
Molecular function (GO): RNA polymerase II cis-regulatory region sequence-specific DNA binding
Source: RefSeq, a predicted model, not a curated record
CUGCUAGACCCAAUAUGGAUCUGAAAUACCGAGACAGCCAGCGUAGCCCUGGUAACUCAGACGAUGAAGACAACUGCCACUUCCUGUCAGACGAGGAGCUGGAAUUUGAAAAUGGCGACGAAAGAAUCCAGAACGAUCUUCUCAAUGAGAUAUGUACCGACAUCGGCAUCAAAGAUAGCAUGGACUUGGAUUUUUACGACAUGGCGUCUGAUUCAGUCAUCCAGUUCGAUGAUCAACUGACAACUGGGAUCGUCGCGGGGACAUCAGAGACGCCAUCAAAUCUUCAGGAUCUUUUUAAUAUGCAGAAUUGGACACCGGUGACUGGACGCGGCAGUGGUGGUGUGCAAAGUAAUACCCCUGCAGGACAGGGGCAGGUACCGUUCAUGCAGCCAUCACAGUUUUCUCAAAGGCAACAGCUUGUGUCAAAAGGUCAAGGUCAUAAUGUGCAUCAGGGUCACACUGUGCAGCAUGGUCCAAGUCAAAGUGUGCCACCCAUGACCUCUCAAGGCCAUGUAUCCAUGACCUCUCAAGGAUCAUUUCAGCCAAGUCCCAGACAUUUAUCGCAAGUUCAAAUGAGUCAGGUUUCGUCUAGUCAGAGUCCUCCAGUUGCUAGUCAGUUUUCUCAGGAUAGAAAUGGACAAUAUCAAGGUCAGGGCCAAAGGACAAUGCACAAUUCAAGAGGUCAAGGUCACAGGGGUUAUAUGAACCCUCAAUAUCACAAUUUUUACUCACAGGGACAAUUGGGAACAGGUUUGAAUACUCCGGAUUCGAAUUUGGGAAAUCAGAACUGUGAUAAGUCAAUGACAGUGUCAAAAAGGCCUACCAAUCAGCAACCAAGCAUUGUGCUAUCGGAUAUGGAUGAUGCACCAGGGGCAGGUUUCUUCACGGAGAGUCAACAGCAGAUAAAGAAGGAGCCAAAAUCAUUCAAUGUUCACACCUCACAUUCCUUAUUACCAGCGAGACCGGACGCAGGUUUUUCCAAAGCAGCAGAAGGUCACGAGUCAUCCAAUCAGCAUUCGACAUUAAGCACACCAAAAGUUCGAUCGCCAAUCUCGCUUUCAACUUCACCAUUUUCAUUCUCACCAAAUGACAAAGCCGUGGGCGAUAUCUUCAGUCAUGGAAACCAGGCGUCACAAUUCGACAUGUCUCUCUACUGCGAUAAUAUCUUAGAGAAAGUUGGCGAUUCCCCAAGUGAGACUUUAGCCGCUACGAAUAAUUUGUGUUCACAGUUUGACAAAAGUGGCACAAGUUCUCAGAACAGUUCGUCCUUUGUGAAUUCAAUGGCUAAUCAAAGAGACAUUCAAGAUACUGUCGGACAGAAAAUGCGCAACAAUCUUUCCAAUGGAUCAGGAUCUUCAGUCGGAUCACGCCGCGGAACAUUUUCCCCUCUCUCGUGCGAUAAUAGUAAUUUAUCAUCGCCUGCCCAAUCGAGGCAAGCAUCUCCAACCAACCAUCCAGAUUUGACCUCUGAUUUUCCAGGCUAUGAAACCAACCCGAAUUCUGCAAUGCCAUCACGUAUGCCUUCGCCAUCUGGAUAUGACCCAUCUCCAUUUGUUUCCCGCUGGACGUCACCGACAACAGCAGCUUCUUCACCAACGAAAGACCUUGACAACUCUGGCUCACAAGAUCUGGAUAUCAAAGACGAGCCAAUAGAAAGUCAAGGUCAAAUGCACUGUGGUAGUCCGAGCGUGUCUUCAACUUUUCCUGAAAGUCCCCUACCUGGUUUCCAAGGGAACACAACCCUCCCUGGUUACCGUAGCAACCAGAGACAGACUGUCUGUUUCCAAGGAGACAGCCAAAAGUCAAGUUCUUCUAGCGAUGCUUUACUAAAGAAGGUGGUGUUUAAUCAGGAUCAGAACUUAUACAGUGCACCGUUAACUCCGAACAGCGUUCGAUUUAGUGGAACUUUACAGUUUGAUUCUGAUGACAGAAAACCACAACUGAACCAAUUGAACAAAGUAGCAAACUCUGAUUUUCCAAAUAGCCCAAAACAUGAGCCAAAAUCGCCUUGUCCGAGUUAUCCGUCGAGUCCUACCGUCCCGAUAUCACAGUCACAGCGGAUCAUGGUUUGUGAUACAACAACUGGCAGUCCGAAACCCAACCUGCAGAACCCAAUAGAUGUCCAUAAUCGUAGCGACAGUGUAUUUAAAGUUCCGAAUGUACCAGUGAUGGAGAUGUCACAAGAUAAGUCCAGACCUGGUAGUGCACUGAGUUUAGCUUCUGACAUAAGCAUGUGUGGGAUGUCAGGAUCUAACUCUUUGGCCUGUCGCCCAUCUGGACCGGGUCCGGGCCGCCGAGUGAUAGACUUGACUUGUGAUACAGAGUGUCCAGAUCCGACCCAGUGGGAGCUCAAGUCACCUCAUGAUGCUGGUUACCAUUCUGGUGACUUGGCAAGUAACGCAAGCCGCAGUACAAUGCCGACUCCUGUCCCGAGUAUUCAUGGCAGUAUGGACAACAUCUCGACAAAAUCCGCACUGCCUGCGAUGUCAUUCUCACAGCUCCUUCAGAAGAAACUGAACAAAGUUGACGGUUAUAAUCGCUACCCUUUCACUUCAACGGUCACAACUUCAUCAGGUGGUCAGGUGUUUAAGGCCAGCACACCAACAGUCACUCCGAAAUUCAGAGACAAGCCUCCGAUGCCCAAUGUGCAACAUGAUCAAAAUGCACAGUCGAAUUUUAGAAAUUAUCCGAAUAUGAAAAACUGGAAUAAAGGAGCAAAUGUGCCUCCUAGUGUUAAUGAUCAGAAUGAACAUAGUGCCCAAGGGCAGCCAAAUGCUGCCUAUCCAGAUGACUACUUCAGGAGAAAUUCACGGAAAACUGCCGCUCAUUUCGCAUCAGGGAACAGUAGCGUUGAGACAAGCCCUACCCGUCACAUGCCCCGGAAACAAAUGUGCGUAAAUCCGACUUAUGGCCAGUAUUCACGGGAUCGGUCACCAAUCAGUAAAGCGCGGACACCAUUGACUUUCGACAGUGAUGGGAACCAAUCGCAAGUGGCUCGUCCUGCGACACAAAAUAACUUGACUGGGAACCAAAACGGAACGCUGAGCCGCAGUGGGUCGUAUACAAAUCUAGCCAGUCCUGGAAGUAAAUUUCAUGGAAUCACGCCUCUUGCUGAGUUUGUUCAGAGGCAAUUACCGCCAACAGACAAUGCAAGAAAAUCGAAGUCUAUAGUUGUUGUCAGUUCUAGUCCAAGUACUCAGGUUCAGUCACUGAGUCAAAAUCACAACAAUUCGAGGAUGUUUAGUCCGAAUAACAGUGUACCUGUGAUCCCGCAGAGUUGUCAAAAUGGCCAAUUCCCGCCAUGUGCACAGUCACCGAGUUCAUUCAAUAACAUGGCGAAUGUUUCUGGGAUUCCUGAUGAAUCUUUCAAUGUUCCGCCCCAAAUGCAAAAUUAUGCACAGCCAGGAAAUAUGCAAAUGAUGUGUAGUACGCCGCAGAACAACGGUAAUAUCCGUAUGACGCAAAUGAAUAAGAAAUGGCAGCAGUCACAGGGAAUGGGAUAUCAUCCGAGACAAGUGCCAUAUCCACAGGCGCUUGGAGUUAGACAAUCUCUUCACCAAACACAGCCGCAGAACUUUGAAUUUGGUCAAAAUUCGAUGCAAGGUUCACAGUCUUGUCGCUUUGCAUCACGGGAUGGACAGGAUGGACAGAAUAUCGUAACACCCAGUACUACGCCAAACUUCCAUAGUAAUAAUCAGACUCAGAGGCAGCUUCUACAAAGUGGUGGAUAUGUGCAACAUUGCGAUGGACAUAUGAACGCCCAAAACACGGGAUAUCUGAACACCCAAAGCGUGGGACAGAUGAAUAAUCAGAAUGGUGCACAUUUUAACCGAACUCAAGAGUACUUCAGUGAUUCUGGCCCACCAACAAAUCUAGACUUGAGUACACCGGGUCCCCCAACAAACUUUGGUACGGCUGAAGAAGUGCCGAUGAUGUCCCCAGGACAUGUACUCGGCCCAUCUCAAGCCCAGCACUGGUUGGUACAGAAAUAUAAACAACGGGCUAUUAAUAGCCAAAUGGAAAAUUCUGGUUAUAGCAUGUCAGGACAGUUGCCUCAACCGGAUGGACAAUCAUCUCACUCCUUCACUCAGAUUAAACCACGGGACCAUUUCUCAUCUCAGUCAGAACAUCAGCAAUACCAAGCAGGUAAUUCAAGGAAUCUUAAGACAAACGGACAAAACAAAUCAUGCCUUGUUGCGCCGAAUGUUUGCAUUGACAAAAACUCAAAUUUUACGCCAAUUAAUCAUCGUCAGAAUGGUAUGGAACAGUCGACAAACAAAUUCAAUAACUUCCGCCAACCGCAAAUCCCUGGUUUCCAAAUGAAAAAGGAACAUGUGAGCUUUGAUGACAAUCCAAUGUAUAGUAAUGAGAGUUUUGGUUCCAUGGUGACAAAUGUUUCAAAUACGACCGCGCGCCCCACUCAACACUUCGAUGGAAGUCUCCUGAUGAAUGCUACGCAAGAUACUUGUCAUAACUCAACUGUGCCAAGUCCGAGUCCUUUCCACGACAACCUGGGACAUUCUGCGGCAGAUCUGAAUACAAAUUCCCCAUUCUCUCCUCCCGAUCCGAACAAUAUCUCCGACGACCAGCUCACGUCAAUUGUGAUUGGCUCUCAGGGUCAUUCGCAAACACCAUGGCAACCAGAAAACACCCAGACCAUCCCAGGGCAAACAAACGUUCCACAAAAGACGCUCAGCAGUGCCGCGCAUGAUGCAAAACAAGGAUUCAUACGAAAUCUGGUCUGUGACAAAUCCAAGGCAUUCCGGUCCCAUCCGUUGUUCCCGUUAUUACGUGACCUCAUCAUCGCCGACAUGAACUUCAACAGCCCCACGUUUCCAUUCCGUUUGAUUGCAAAUCUGCCGACAGACUUCAAUAAGUUGUUACAUAACUAUCUGCAGAGGAAUCGCACGAACAGCAGCCAGGAUCGUAAUGCGGCGGUAGAAGGAGUCAUCAUGGAUGCCUUGAAGUAUGCUCAUCAAUCACUCAUAGAGAAAAUAGCGACGAAGAAAAAGGAGCUGGGGGAGGAUAUAAAGGAACAGAAAGCCACCAGUGUUAUCGAGGAAUUCUGUGCUAAGUUUGACCAGGCUGUCCGCAAUAGUUUCCAAAUGCCCGACGGCCAGUCAACUAGUCAGUACCAAGGUCAAGGUCACUUAGGUCCUCCUGGUGACCUUGACAUGAACAGUGACACAGGAAGUCUCCGAGGGGGAAUCCAGGCCAAGAAACAUCCAGUUUUGCCAAAAGAGGCCGUAGCGUCGAUGAUGGCGUGGCUCCGCGAACAUCGUAACAACCCAUAUCCGAACGAGGAGGAGAAGGAACAGCUUCUACAAGAUACAAAGAUUAGUACGAAUCAGCUCAACUAUUGGUUUACAAACGCGAGGCGGCGGAUACUUCCAAAAUGGGCGGCACAGGAGGCAAAUCAAUUCCACCAUGAAGUCAGCAGCACCAGCUGAGCAUUUGUUUGCUAUUUUACCAUGUCCAUAUUUAACAAUCUACCUCGACAAUUGACAAUGUUGCUCAAUACAAACUGCAGUAGAAACUUUCAUAAUCUGUGGAAGGAGUUAUAAAAUAUUGACAGCAUACUUAGUAUGAUCCAGUUUUGAGUACAGUAUUUCAGAAAAUAUGUUCAAAAUCUAAUGUUUAAUUUCAAUGUUUUACCUGAGAGUUCUCAGUUUUUGCACUUUUUUCAAAUGUUUUAGUGGUUUUUGAAAGUUGGUUGAUGUUUUAUUGUUACCACCGUCUUCCUCCUUGUUGUAACCAUUUUUUGUAACCCAGGAUAUUUUUGCGAGGUGUCUUAAUUGGCAAUAAAAAAGUAAAAAAAUAACUUUCUUGAGGGACCAGUAUGAGAUUCUAUCAUGUGUCUGUUGUACAUUUCAUGCUAUGAACAACUGAGGUAUGGAAAAACUGGGUGGUAUUAAUUCUGACCAGCACUGCACAUAUAUAGGCCUACAUUUUCUGUGUUUUGGAAAAAAAUGCCACAAAUGUGCUAUUUUAUUGUGCCAUACGAAAUGAUUUGAAACUUUCUGACCAGUGGGAAAUGUAUUGUGCUGCCCAUAAGUAUCAUUCGUGGAAUUUAGGUCUCAUAAUGAAACAAAUGAAAUAAGAGAAAUAUAUUAGAACUGUAAAAUUAACUUGCUUUUGCAACAACAAAUUGUGUAUGGAAGUGAAAUAAAAACUUGAAUGGAAUGAUUGCAAGAGCAUUGGAUGUACCAGAAACUAUCAUGAAUGGGCAUGCCCUGACUCAAUGUUUUUAAAUGUAAAAUUGAAUGAAACUAAACAAUGCAAAAACAAUUAAUACAUAUGUAUUCCGAAAUGUAAAAAGUGUAUAAAUGUGUUGAAUGAGAAAUGAAAGACUCCGAAUGUAGUAAUGUAAAUUUGAAAUCUAUUGCUAUUGUGAUUGUAAUAAUAAUUGAAAUUGAAUCAAAUGUGAUGGCAGACAUCCAUGACACUUCAAAACGUUUGAUAUAGACUUGUUACGUCACAGAUUUAUUUUCGAAAUAUUUAUAUUAAUUGCAACUGCUGAUUUGUAGUAAUUUUGUAAAUAACUAAUCAUGUUAAAAUCUAUUUUUGAUAUCGAUAUACUAUGUCUUGGGAUGAAAUGUGAACUUUUAUAUAGGCCCUGGGAGUUUUGAUAGGUUUUUUUAUGGGUACCCAAGGGUUCCCUUGGAAUAAGCAUCCUGCUUUGGGAUACUGUCAACCACCAUGCUGGGGGCUGACCCUUGCUUCAAAUCAGAAUAUAUGUGAAAUAUAAUCAGUCAAUGUCCUUAUCGAUGGGGGGGGGGGGGCGUUCUAUCAUUAUCAUCAUUGUAUCGCUGAUCGCAAGCUUUGGUAACCAAAUUGGGUGUACUCACUUCAUGACAUUCCUGGACUGUAUCAUUUUGAGAUGGCCCCUCAGAAAUAUACAUUGUAGCAAACUGACAAUCCAAACUUUUGUAGCAUUUAUUCACAAACUUAUAUUAUGUAGAAAGUUAUUGUCGCAUUUUUUACCAAUUUCGAAUUUGCCACCUGCGGAUUUUGACUGGAGCGCCACCAGAAGCAAUGUAUCAGUGUUCCUGUUGUGAGUUGUCAUUGGAAAAAUUGAUGCAUUGCAUGAGAUAAAAAUUGCAGCUAAUCAUUAAUUACAAACACUUAAGUUAUUGGUCACAACUUGAUUAGUUUCUAAUCUCGAUUUGUUGAUGCUCCAGCCAAUUUUUCGAAGAGACAAGUUUUAUGGAUUAGCGACUGCAAAUGUUUUACAGGUUGUGUUCAUAUUACCAGUUGAUGUUAUUGUUUUUUGUCAAGAGAUUAUUUCAUUUUUCAAUAAAAUGAAUAUGAUUUUA